AGAGAGGAAACCACAGGGAGAACAGCAGAGGGAGAGGGAGAAGCAAGCUCCCUACUGAGCAGGGAGCCUGACGUGGGGCUCAAUCCUAGAACCCGGAGACCAUGACCAGAACCAAAGGCAGACGCGGAACUGACUUAGCCACGCAGACACCCCCAGAGCUCCUAUUCUAACUAAAACAAGGAAUGAAAAUCCUCCCUGGGAUCUCAGGGUUCAGAGGUCCCUGGUGACCUUUGGAAGAGUUGCUUCAGCGGAGUGGUGGGGACCGAAGGCAGACCAGAGCAAGCCAGGCCUGGAGAGAGCUCUGGAAAGAAAAGAAGAAAGGUCUGUGUUGAUUUGCUUUUGGGGGAUCCUUCCCCCUCCUAAACUCCUGGGGGCAGAAAAAGUGAUUGGAAAUUUGACCUUGGAAAGACUGUGGAAGAGGGGACAGAAAGAGCCUAGAACAUUCCCCCAGAUGUUCCAGCUGUGACUUCUCCACCACCCCUUGAUGGUACCCUCCGAAAGGCCGGGCCCUGGCUGGAUGCUCCGGGAAGCAGAGAUGCGAAUUGAUCCCCAGCGGACAGAGAGGAGCAGGGGUUGGAGGCCAGGAGACAGGAGCAACGCCCCGUUACCCCUCCCCCCAGCCCUGUCCUUCUUCCUCCUCUUGCCCCUGGCCGGUGCCCUCCAGCCUGCCCCACUGCCCUUUCCAGAGCUGAGGCUGGUGGGGGGCCCCAGCCGCUGCCGGGGGCGCCUGGAGGUCUUGCACGGCGGCUCCUGGGGCAGCGUCUGUGACGAUGACUGGGAUGUGGUGGAUGCCAACGUGGUGUGUCGACAGCUGGGCUGCGGCCUGGCGCUGCCCGUGCCGCGGCCCCUGGCCUUCGGCCAAGGCCGAGGCCCCAUCCUGCUGGACAACGUGGAGUGUGGCGGGCAGGAAGCCGCGUUGAGCCAGUGCCGCAGCCGAGGCUGGGGCGUCCACAAUUGCUUCCACUACGAAGACGUGGCUGUCCUAUGCGAUGAAUUCUUGCCCACGCAGCCCCCAACAAGGAAAGUGUUCACGAGUCGGGUGCCCUCUACAACUCCCCAGCACGGGAAAGGUGAGGGCAGCGUGCGCCUGGUAGGGGGCACGGGCCCGUGCCAGGGCAGGGUGGAGAUCCUGCACGGCGGCCUGUGGGGCACUGUGUGCGACGACGACUGGGGGCUGCCGGAUGCUGCCGUGGUCUGCCGCCAGCUGGGCUGUGGGGCCGCCCUGGCCGCCACCACCAACGCCUUCUUCGGCUACGGCACGGGACACAUCCUGCUGGACAACGUACACUGCGAAGGCGGGGAGCCCCGCCUGGCAGCCUGCCUAAGCCUGGGUUGGGGUGUGCAUAACUGCGGCCACCACGAGGACGCCGGCGCGCUCUGCGCAGUGCUGGGCCCCCCGACUCUUACAGCACUACCACCCUUGGCCACAAGAGAGGACUGGGCCUGGCACACGGAGCCAGAAGCUACAGGAGUUGGUGCCCUGCCUUCCAGGGAGAUGGCACUGUUCACCACCGCUACCUGGGCCGCGGGGAAGAAAAGUAAGUGGCAGAGCCAGGGUUCUGGGGAGGGAGGGCGAGGGUGGGGCUGGGGCUCUGGAAGCCAGAGGUCGCAGCCCAGCCCCUAUGGCCGCGGGCCUCUGCGCCCUGCAGGCGGGCGGCUGCGGCUGGUGGGCGGCCCAGGCCCGUGCCGCGGCCGCGUGGAGGUGAUGUACGCCGGGGGCUGGGGCACCGUGUGCGACGAUGACUGGGACUUCGCGGAUGCGCGCGUGGCCUGCCGCGAGGCGGGCUGCGGGCCUGCGUUGGGCGCCACCGGCCUCGGCCACUUCGGCUACGGGCACGGCCCGGUGCUGCUGGACAACGUGGGCUGCGCCGGAACGGAGGCCCGCCUGAGCGACUGCUUUCACCUGGGCUGGGGUCAGCACAACUGCGGCCACCACGAAGACGCCGGGGCGCUCUGCUCAGGCCCAGAGGAGCUAGGACUGCAAGUCCAGCAGGAUAGUUCUGAGACCACCCGGGUACCCACUCCUCGGCCAAGGGACGGGCACCUGCGUCUGGUCAACGGAGCCCACCAAUGUGAGGGACGUGUAGAACUCUUCCUAGGGCAACGGUGGGGCACUGUUUGCGAUGACGCCUGGGACCUGCGGGCCGCCACUGUCCUGUGCCGCCAGCUGGGCUGUGGCCAGGCCCUGGCAGCUCCCGGCGAGGCCCACUUUGGCCCAGGCCGAGGCCCUAUCCUGCUGGACAAUGUCAAAUGCCGAGGGGAUGAGAGUACUCUUCUGCUCUGUUCUCACAUACGCUGGGAUGCCCACAACUGUGACCACAGUGAGGAUGCCAGUGUCCUGUGCCGGUCAUUGUGACCCAGCCCGUUCUGCAGACCAUCUCUUCUGGGAGCCUGCUGUGGCUUCUCCCUCUUCCUCCAGGAAGCCCUCCUCCUGUGUCAACUUCAGUUCACCCUACCCUUCCCUCCUCUUGCCUGGGAGAGAACACACUCAGACAGUGUGGUCCUGCCUGGAGGAGCCUAGAGCCGGACUCUACCCAUCAACUUUCUGUGUGACCUCACCUGUCAUCAGCUACCAUGGGCCCGGUUCAGUGAGAGCUCCCACUUUCUGCACAGCCAAAACAUAAAGCAGGGAGAAGGGAAUGACUUAACUCUCUUCUUUGGUGGGGCUCCUGUUAGAGCAUCUUCCUGGAGCCUGGUCCAGGAGGCUCAGGGGCUCUCUGUAAAUGGGGUAUCUCCCUUACCCCCACCCAUAUUGGGAUUCUCCAAGAAGAGGGAAGGCAAGAGAGGCCCACAGCUCUUAACUUUGACUGUCUAGGGCUGCAGAAGAACCCCGGUCAUUGCCCUGGCCUUCUCCAAGAGGGCCCAGACUCAGAUGGUGCUUGGCUGGACAAGGGGACUGGAGGGGCCAAAGCAGGGACAGUGGCCCCUCCGAGCAGCUGGAACCAGCAUCUCUGAUUUAUGCUGCCCCCACCACAGAGCCCCCACUUUGCAGUAGCAAAGAACCCUGGGGGACUGUAGCCACCUGUUCAUAGGUGCCAAGUCAAUAAAGCAUUGUCCCCCCCAACCCCCAUCUUUUAACUUGUGGGCAAAAGUGCAUCAUUUGUAGCAGCAGGAAAGACUGGUUAGGACUCUGGAGAAAACUGGCUUGGGAACAGAGGGUAGAUCAAAAGCAUCCUGGAGAGCUCUCAGCAGGCCCCCACAUCUUGGAAAUGCUGAGUCAUGAUACAAGGCCUGGGAGGCCCCACAGGGUCUCCGAGCCCAUCUCGAGCCCAUCUCGGCCUUCCUUUUGCAUAUAGAGAAAUUUUUCCACUGAAGGAAAGGGUCUGCUCCAAGACACAUUGCAAGAUGGGCAGAGUCACUAGAAGCAAAACUCAAGAAGAAGAAGGGAGAAGGGAGCAGAGCAGCACUGGGGCAUUCCCAGGGGCUGCUCCUGGGGCAGCUCACCCAGAGCUCCAGGGGCAGAGAGAAGUGGGGGAUCUUGCCAGAGCCCCUCUCAGGCU
Molecule: messenger RNA, 3500 nt
Organism: Mustela lutreola (European mink)
Lineage: Eukaryota; Metazoa; Chordata; Mammalia; Carnivora; Mustelidae
Gene: SSC4D
Product: scavenger receptor cysteine rich family member with 4 domains
Exons: 11
Coding region: 485-2356 (623 amino acids)
Cellular component (GO): membrane
Source: RefSeq, a predicted model, not a curated record